Molecule: messenger RNA, 687 nt
Organism: Arabis nemorensis
Lineage: Eukaryota; Viridiplantae; Streptophyta; Magnoliopsida; Brassicales; Brassicaceae
Source: the annotation of a GenBank genome assembly
AUGGCUCCCGCAAGAAACGGGCCAGUGGUACCAAUUCUAGGGUUACUGAUUUGUGCAGCUUUAAUCUAUUUCUCAAUUCGUGGUUUGUGGCUCAAUCACAAAGGGAAAACCGAGUUAGGGUUUGUGAAACGGAACGGAACUCAGUUCGUGGUUGAUGGUGAGGCUCUGUAUGUAAAUGGGUGGAACUCGUACUGGUUCAUGGACCAUGCGGUGAAUGAACACCGCAGAUUCUUUGUCGGUGAAAUGCUUGAAGCUGGAGCUAAGAUGGGUCUCACUGUUUGUAGAACUUGGGCUUUCAAUGACGGCGGCUACAACACUCUUCAGAUCUCUCCUGGCCGUUUCGAUGAACGAGUCUUUAAGGCUUUGGAUCAUGUAAUUGCAGAGGCAAGGAAGCAUGAUAUUAGAUUGCUUCUUAGCUUAGUGAACAACUUGCAAGCUUACGGAGGCAAGUCACAGUAUGUGAAAUGGGCAUGGCAAGAUGGUGUUGGUCUUAGCUCCUCCAAUGAUUCCUUCUUCUUUGAUCCAUCUAUCCGCAAAUACUUCAAGAACUAUCUCACGGCUCUGCUAACCCGCAAGAACACAGUAAAUGGAAUAGUGUAUAGAAACGACCCUACGAUUUUUGCUUGGGAGUUGAUAAACGAGCCUCGAUGCACGUCUGAUGUCUCUGGCGACACCCUCCAAGACUAG